AACUCGAGUCACGACGUUCAGCUUGCAAUUUCGACAUUUACUUUUUUUCUUUUCUUUCUUUUUUCUAGUAAACCAAAAGUAUGCUCUACAAUUAACGAGCUCAAAUAAAUGUCUAUGAAAAUUUAGAUUUCUUUUUUGACAAGGAAAAUUUGAAGAAUUUAGCGUAUCAUAUUAUUGUUCCUCAAACAAAACCAUUGAAUUCAUUCAUGUUCUUCUAAUGUUGAACAAUUCAAUCCAUUUCCAUUCCUCACAAUCACUCUACAUUACACUACAAUUCCAAAUACAUGUCACUCUCACACUCUUCUUCCUCAAACCAUUACUGUGCAUUACUCAAACUUUGCUGCGAAACUCACAACUUCACCAAAGCAAAAAACCUCCAUUCUCACAUCAUCAAAACCCUUCCAUACCCUGAAACCUUCCUCUUAAACAAUCUCAUCAGUUCCUAUGCCAAACUCGGCUCAAUCCCUUACGCCUGCAAGGUGUUCGAUCAAAUGCCCCACCCAAAUCUCUACUCAUGGAACACCAUUCUUUCCGCUUAUUCGAAACUGGGUCGUGUUUCUGAGAUGGAAUACUUGUUUGAUGCAAUGCCGAGACGAGAUGGGGUGUCGUGGAAUUCACUUAUUUCGGGCUAUGCUGGUUGUGGCUUGAUUUAUCAGUCUGUAAAGGCUUAUAAUUUGAUGUUGAAGAAUGAUGGGUCGUUUAAUUUGAAUCGGAUUACGUUCUCGACUUUGCUUAUACUUGCUUCGAAACGAGGGUGUGUGAAAUUGGGUAGGCAGAUUCAUGGACAUGUGGUGAAGUUUGGUUUUAUGUCGUAUGUUUUUGUUGGGAGUCCGUUAGUGGAUAUGUAUUCGAAGAUGGGGAUGAUAUCUUGUGCAAGGAAGGUUUUUGAUGAGUUGCCUGAGAAGAAUGUUGUUAUGUAUAAUACGUUGAUAAUGGGAUUGAUGCGGUGCGGUAGGGUUGAAGAUUCAAAAAGAUUGUUUUUUGAAAUGCGAGAAAGGGAUUCGAUUUCUUGGACAUCGAUGAUUACGGGGUUUACUCAGAAUGGGUUGGAUAGAGAUGCAAUUGAUAUUUUCAGGGAGAUGAAACUGGAAAAUCUACAGAUGGAUCAGUAUACGUUUGGAAGUGUUUUAACUGCUUGUGGCGGUGUUAUGGCUUUGCAAGAAGGAAAGCAAGUUCAUGCCUAUAUUAUUAGGACGGAUUAUAAAGAUAACAUAUUUGUCGCCAGCGCUCUUGUUGACAUGUAUUGCAAGUGUAAGAAUAUAAAAUCAGCAGAAGCAGUUUUCAAAAAGAUGACUUGCAAGAAUGUUGUGUCUUGGACUGCAAUGUUAGUGGGUUACGGACAAAAUGGUUAUAGUGAAGAAGCUGUUAAAACAUUUAGUGAUAUGCAAAAAUAUGGAAUUGAGCCGGAUGACUUCACCCUCGGAAGUGUAAUUAGCUCAUGUGCAAACCUUGCAAGUCUAGAAGAGGGUGCUCAAUUCCAUGCUAGAGCUCUCACUUCUGGUCUAAUUUCUUUUAUCACUGUUUCCAAUGCUUUGGUUACAUUAUAUGGUAAAUGUGGAAGCAUUGAAGACUCCCAUAGACUUUUUAAUGAAAUUAGCUUCAAGGAUGAAGUCACAUGGACUGCACUUGUUUCUGGAUAUGCUCAGUUUGGUAAAGCCAAUGAAACAAUCGGGUUAUUUGAAAGCAUGCUAGCCCAUGGUUUAAAACCGGACAAGGUUACAUUUAUUGGGGUUCUUUCAGCUUGUAGUAGAGCAGGAUUAGUGGAAAAAGGAAAUCAGAUAUUUGAAUCUAUGAUUAAUGAACAUGGGAUUGUACCAAUUCAAGAUCAUUACACUUGCAUGAUUGAUCUCUUCAGCCGAGCUGGGAGGAUAGAAGAAGCAAGGAAUUUUAUAAACAAGAUGCCUUUCAGUCCUGAUGCAAUUAGUUGGGCAACCUUAUUAAGCUCGUGUAGAUUCUAUGGAAACAUGGACAUUGGCAAGUGGGCAGCUGAGUUUCUUAUGGAAUUAGACCCACAUAACACUGCUAGCUAUGUCUUACUUUCGAGCGUAUAUGCUGCUAAAGGAAAAUGGGAGGAAGUUGCUAGGUUAAGAAAAGAUAUGAGAGAUAAGGGUCUGAGAAAGGAACCGGGAUGUAGCUGGAUCAAAUACAAGAACCAAGUGCACGUUUUCUCUGCCGAUGAUAAGUCAAAUCCAUUUUCAGAUCAGAUAUAUUCUGAGCUUGAAAAGUUGAACUACAAAAUGAUAAAAGAGGGUUAUGUGCCUGAUAUGAAUUCUGUUCUGCAUGAUGUUGGUGAUUCAGAGAAAAUAAAGAUGCUUAACCACCACAGUGAAAAGCUUGCAAUUGCCUUUGGGUUGUUAUUUAUUCCUCCUGGUCUGCCCAUACGAGUAGUUAAAAAUCUGAGGGUUUGUAGCGAUUGCCACAAUGCAACUAAAUAUAUCUCUAAGAUCACCAAUAGAGAGAUUCUUGUAAGAGACACAGCCCGGUUCCACUUGUUUAAAGAUGGAACGUGUUCAUGUGGAGACUUUUGGUGAUUGUGUAUUGAAGUCAUUGCAGAUGGGAUAUCGUCUAUGUUCUUUUGUAUCAAUUAAACUUCUUCACUAUCCCCUGUUGAUUAUUUAUUUCUCUUGGAUUUGGAUCUAACUCAACGUCUCAAAGCCAGCUUUCAAGAUUAGAGAUUCCAAUUCUUUAUUAACACUUUCAGGCCUUAUCUCUAGUCAAAUGUGACAGUUGGAGUUUUUUUCAAUAUGCCCCGCUUGAGUUUGGUGGGUGAAUACUAUAGUGGGUGGCCGAUAGAAUAGAACAGACUUCAACACCAUCUUAGAUUUGGAUUCUACCCAACAAAUCCGACUUUAAGGGCAGGAAAUGGAAAACACAUGAACAAUAACCUGCAGCUGGGUACAAAUUUCGAUUACUUCGGCUAUAGGGGCCCAAUCACCAAAGUUCAUCUCAAUAAAUUGCUAUUACAACUAACAAGGACACGGGUGCAACAC
Molecule: messenger RNA, 2990 nt
Organism: Medicago truncatula (barrel medic)
Lineage: Eukaryota; Viridiplantae; Streptophyta; Magnoliopsida; Fabales; Fabaceae
Product: putative pentatricopeptide repeat-containing protein At1g68930
Exons: 3
Coding region: 285-2531 (748 amino acids)
Biological process (GO): RNA modification
Molecular function (GO): zinc ion binding; RNA binding; protein binding
Source: RefSeq, a predicted model, not a curated record